Messenger RNA from Rotaria sp. Silwood1, 2301 nucleotides. The record is from the annotation of a GenBank genome assembly. Lineage: Eukaryota; Metazoa; Rotifera; Eurotatoria; Philodinida; Philodinidae.
GUAAUAAAUCAUAUAUUAGGGCCUGCGAGAUGGAAAUAUGCAUUAGCGUAUAUCGAUGAUGUAAUUAUUUUUUCGAAAACAUUUGAAGAACAUUUAAUACACCUUAAUGAUAUUUGUACAAUAUUAAAAAAUGCUCGAUUUCGUCUGAAUCCAGACAAAUGUGAAAUUGCUCAAACUGAAACAGAUUAUCUUGGACAUAAUAUAAAGAAUGGUGAAAUUCGUCCAAGUUCUCAUAAUAUUAAUGGUUUAUUAAAUACCAGAUUACCACAAACUGCAGAUGAAGCUUGUAAAUUUGUUAAAGCAGCUGAAUAUUAUCGCAAAUUUAUUCCCAAUUUUUCUCAAAUCGCUGAACCACUUAGGAAAUUCGUUCCAACUACAAGAACUCAACAAAAGAAAGGACAAAAAACAAUGAUUACAUUAACACAAGAUGAACUUAAAGCAUUCGAACAACUUAAACAUUUUCUUACAACUGACUUAGUGUUACGAUUACCGAACAAUAGAUUCCCUUUCAAGGUCCAAACAGAUGCUUCGGAUGAGGGAAUCAGUGCAGUAUUAUUACAAAUAUAUCCAGAUGGUGAUAGACCAAUUGCAUAUCUUUCGAAGAAAUUUACACAAGCACAACGCAAAUGGUCUCCAAUGGAACAAGAAUGUUACGCAUUUAUAUGUGCAUUAGAUAAAUGGCAUAAUUAUUUAAGUGGAAUUCAAUUUACUUGGGAAACUGAUCACAAAGCAUUAACACAAUUAAACCAAAAAGCUCAAAUUAACAAACGAUGCGAGAGAUGGAGAUUAAAAAUUUUAGAAUAUGAUUUCAAGGUGAAAUACAUUCCAGGCUUAACAAAUUCUAUGCCCGAUUAUUUAUCAAGAUCUCCUGUUGAAGAUGCUGAAGAAGAUCCUGAUGAAACCACACACCUUCAUUCCAAAUCAACACAAACUGAUAUUUUAUAUGAUAACCAACAUUCAUCCAUCAUCGCAGCUGUUGAAACUCGUGCUAUGAAAUUACAAAAUAACACUUUAAAUGAACUUUCAAAUACAACAAAAUUAAUAUCAGAUUCUCUACAUAAUUCUAUUGAAGAGAAUCGCACCACUCCAUUUUCAAUUGAAGAAUUAAUUCAAGCUCAACAAAAUGAUGCUUAUGCAAAAAAUAUUUUUAAUAAUAUCAAGAAAUACAAACAUUAUAUUAUAAAAGACAAUAUCUUAAUGCGUCGACUUAAAACUCCAGUUCCAUAUGUACCACAAGGUGAUUUUCGACGAACAAUUUUACAAAUAUAUCAUGAUACAGCAGCCAAUGGUGCUCACUUUGGAAGAAAUAAAACAAUACAUAAAAUUAAACAACGUUAUUUUUGGCCAUUAAUGUACAAGGAUAUUAAUAAUUAUAUCAAAUCAUGUAUCCCAUGUGCACAAUUUAAUCCUCGUCGACAAAAAACUCCGGGUACUUUACAACCAAUACAACCACCUGAUGGAGUAUGGCAAUUAGUAUCUAUGGAUUUUCAUGGACCUAUUACACCAAUAUCUCAACGCGGCAAUAAAUAUAUCAUAUCUCUUACCGAUGUUUUAUCCAAAUUCGUUGUUACCAAAGCUGUACGUGAUAAUACAGCUCAAACAGCUGUUAGAUUUCUUAAAGAAGACGUUAUCGCAAAAUUUGGAACACCUCGAUGUCUUCUUACUGACAAUGGAACACAUUUUACAUCAACAUUAAUGAAUGAAUUAUGUAAACAAAUUGGUGUCACACACUUGUAUUCAACACCAUACCAUCCUCAAACUAAUGGUCAAGUUGAAAGAUAUAAUUCAACUAUGGACGCAAAAAUUGCAGCAUUAUCAAAUUUUAAGAAAACUGAUUGGGAUGAUCAAUUACCAUUUGUUACAUUUAAUUAUAAUGCUACAAUUCAUUCAACUACAAAACAAAUACCAUUCCAAAUGAUGUACGGACGAUUACCAACAUUACCCUUCGAUUAUCAAGCCGAUAACGUCACAUUAUCAUAUGAUGCUGAACAUACCAUCAAACUCAAAAAUUUUUUGUCAAAAUUAAAUGAACAAGCCAAAUUAAAUAUUCUAAGGAAUCAAGCUCGAUACAAACAACAUUAUGAUAUUCAUCGUUCUGAUCCCUCAUAUAAUAUUGGUGAUUUAGUUCUUGUUAAAACACUAAACACCCGUCACAAAUUCGAUAUUCGUUAUGAAGGACCCUUUAGAAUUAUCAAACAAUUGACACGAAAAACAUUCAUUCUUCAACACGUCAAGAAACCAACUUUACAUCGUCAAGUUACAUCAGACGUGUUAUUACCAAUAUUUGAACGUAUUUAUUAG